AUGUCCAAAGUCAGUGGCACGAACCGUAUGACGGUGACCGGGCGCAACACUAUUGUGACGGACUCCACUGCGAUGCCAGGCAGUUUGAUGAGUAUCGAGAUCCGCUUGGACCAGUUGUCGAAGAAGAUGGAUGCAUGCUUGGAGGAAGUUAGGCACGUGACGCGCGAGAAGCGGCCAUCCUCCAGGACAUCCCCGAAGCCGACCUUGCCCACAUCACGUUUGCUACAAGAUCGACAGGAUCGAGAAGAGUCGGGUCCGCGGAUCAGCCUGGCCAGCGCCAUCUCAGAACAGCCGGGCUACAUGAGCAGCCAUGUCAAUGUGCGAAACUUGGACAUGCAACAUGCUUUUAAGAGCUACGCCAAGGACAUCUCAAAGGAUUUGGCCGAGCUGGACAAUCGAAAAUCACUUUAUCAAUUAAGUGAGGAGGAUGAGAAGUUCAAGACCAUCUUGAGGCCUUUUCGACGCACCCGGCUGGACCUGAUCUGGGAAACCUUGGAUGAUCACAACAGCUCCAAAUCAGCAUGGUGGAUUUCACAACUACAGAGCUUGCUGGUGAUUGCCACAGUGGUCUUCGGCACUUUAGAGGUCACCGAAGACCAAUUGCUGGACCCUGUGACCGUGGCGAUUGUGGAGACCAUCUUUGACUCGAUCUUCUGCUUGGAGUUCCUCUUUCGCAUCAUCUCCGCACCCUCCAGGUGUACGUACUUUGCAGAUGUUGUGAAUUGGGCAGACAUGGUGUGCGUCCUUGGACUUCCACUACGAGCAAGCAUUGGCUUCGUCUUUCAGAGCCCACCCGCUUCGGGUGCAGAAGAGGUCAUUCAAGUCCUACUCAUUUUUGUUCUUCCCUUGUUCCGAUUUCUCAAACUACUGCGGUACUUUGAGAUCAGCAGGCUUUUGGUCGAUGCGUGUGUGAAGUCAGCCGAAGCAGUGCCAGUCCUUUCUUACAUGAUGACUCUCAUCGUGUUGGUCUCAGCGACUUUCAUCUAUUUGUUCGAGGAGAAGAGCAACAUCCCAAGCAUGCCCCAUGCCUUGUGGCUGGCCGUUGUAACCAUGACCACGGUCGGCUAUGGCGACUUCUUCCCAACAUCAGUGGGAGGCUAUUUGACGGUCUCAGUGCUCACCUUCAUCAGCGUGGUCUUCUUGGCGCUGCCCGUGGGCAUCGUCGGCCACGAGUUCAACAAAUCGUGGCAAAGUCGAGCCCACAUGCUGUUGAUGACCCGAGUCCGGAAAUGCCUCAACAAGUGGGGCUUCAAUGCUGGUGAUGUGCAGAUGUUGAUUCAAUAUGCAGAUGUCGAUGGUGAUGGCCAGUUGACCUUGGGUGAGUUUGUGGAGCUGAUUCGACAGAUGCGAAUUGGCGUCAGCAGUGAAGCAGCCGCCGAGCUUUUCACGUUGCUGGAUGUCGACUACAACGGCUACGUGGACAGUGAGGAGUUCCUACGGAACGUGUUCCCAGAUGAGUAUGUGAAGGAGAUCCAGCGUGCCCAAUUCUUAGCCUUGCCCGAAUGCAAGAAGCAGAUUCAUAGUGCUCUUGUUCGUUUAGACUCUCUCCGCUCCGCAGUGGGCGAUCCGGCGACAGGGAGACCCAUGACGUUUCACACCCCAAUCGACAGCGAGGAGGACACAAAUUCCAAGAGAUCCUUUAAGGAAGAACCCUUGGAAGAGCCAGAAAAGCUGUUCCACGAACCUUUGUGA
Messenger RNA from Durusdinium trenchii, 1692 nucleotides. Lineage: Eukaryota; Dinophyceae; Suessiales; Symbiodiniaceae. The record is from the annotation of a GenBank genome assembly.